Molecule: messenger RNA, 666 nt
Organism: Mixia osmundae IAM 14324
Lineage: Eukaryota; Fungi; Basidiomycota; Mixiomycetes; Mixiales; Mixiaceae
Exons: 5
Coding region: 1-666 (221 amino acids)
Cellular component (GO): mitochondrial outer membrane
Source: RefSeq, a predicted model, not a curated record
AUGGUCACGCUGCCAAGCUUCCUAGUCGACGUGCCUCGCACUCCCGCCAUUGCUGUAGGCGUACCCGUCGCACUCGGCUUUAUCCCAGGCUUGGUGACUCGCAACUCCAUCGAUAGCUGGUAUGACACCCUCAAGAAGCCAGUCGGAGAGCCUCCUCGCGCUGCCUUCCCUAUCGUCUGGACUGCGCUGUACGCUGGGAUGGGAUACGCUUCCCACUUGCUCGUCAAGGCCCUCGACACGAGCCCUCGUCUCGCCGUUCGGGAGAACGCAAAGACGGCGUUGACGCUCCACUAUGCCCAGCUGGCGCUCAAUCUCGUCUGGUCGCCGCUCUUCUUCAGCGCGCACCAAGUCGAGCUCGCUCUCGUCGACAUCCUCACCCUCACAGGAACGGUCAUUGGCCUCACCACCGUUGCGGCAAAGGUCGACGAACGAACGCUGUAUGCCUAUGUACCGUACAGUCUCUGGCUCGGCUAUGCUUCCUACCUCAACGCCGGGAUCUGGUACAAGAACGGCGGCAAGGAGAACGUCCAACGUUUGCUCAACUCUGCCGAGGACAAGGCCAGACAGGCGGAGAAGAAGGCAAAGGAAUUCGGUCGUGAGGCCGAGAGCAAGGGCAAGGAGGUCAAGCGUGAUGCCGAGGCCAAGAAGGACGAGAAAACUCAGUAG